This is a messenger RNA of Camellia sinensis, 652 nucleotides long. Its product is annotated as membrane protein PM19L. Lineage: Eukaryota; Viridiplantae; Streptophyta; Magnoliopsida; Ericales; Theaceae. The record is from RefSeq and is a predicted model, not a curated record.
ACACACACAUACAUGGCGAUUGGAAGGGCAGGUAGAAGCCUAAUGGGACCUCUCUUAAUAGUCAAUUUUGUGGUAUAUCUCAUUUUACUUGGACUUGCUGGAUGGUCCCUUGAUAAAUACAUCAAUGGCCAACAGAAUCACCCUCAUUUAGGAGGGAAUGAAGCAACGAGCUUCAUGUUGACAUUUGCAUUGCUCGGAGGGGUCGUUGGUGCUUGUUCUGUUCUAGCAGCUCUCAUGCAUCUUCGAGCAUGGUCCAGUGAUAGUUUAUCCAGUGCAUCUUCUUCUGCAAUUAUUUCAUGGGCUAUUACAGUCGUUGCUUUUGGACUUGUAUGCAAGGAGAUCACAAUGGGAGGACACAGAGGAAAGAGAUUGCAAACAUUGGAAGCACUUAUCAUGAUAUCAACAUUGAGUCAGCUGCUGUAUUUGUUGCUCUUGCACGCUGGCAUGUUCAACAGCAGGUAUGGACCUGCUUACCAGAUCUAGUUGUAGAUUUGGGAACCUCCAUGCCAACAUUUGCAAUGCCUAAAUAUGUUUUAAUUUAAUUCAAACUUGUUUGGAUUGGAGUUGCAUUAUAUGACCUUCAUUUUGCAUUGGCUUGUUCGAGAAACUUGUGUUUUUGCAUGGAAAAAUCAAAGCAUGUGUCAUUUAUACU